UAAUCUGAGUCGUAACUUCCUUGUUUUUGUCGGAACCAUUAAACUGAAACCAUUACGGUAAUAUACGGUCAAAAUAAACAGGAGACGAAAUGCAUAUUACCAGAUCCGUCAUGUACAGGCGGAGACGGCAAGGCGGUACAUCCUAGGAGCUCUCCCUGAUUCCGGACCCUUCCAUCUCUCUCCCUCUUUAUGUGUGAAUCAUGAUGCUGUGCUGGGGAAGCAGUGCCUCAGGUCAGCUGGGCAUCGGGGCGUCGGAGGCGUUUGUCUUUGAGCCAAGGAGCUGUUGCAUGUUCGACGGGAGGGGUCUUAAAGAAGUUGCAUGCGGCAGCCAACACUCGCUCUUCCUGUUGCAUGAUGGGAGCGUUUACGCCUGUGGCUCCAACAGCUGCGGUCAGCUGGGCCAUGACAAGGGAGGAUGGAGGCCAGAGCUGGUAGGAGCUCUGGAUGCUCAGAAGAUCGCCGGCGUGUCGUGUGGGCAGGCUCACUCUCUGGCGGUGAACGAGCAGGGGCAGGUGUUUGCCUGGGGGGCCGGAGAAGGAGGGCAGCUCGGUCUGGGUAUGGCUGAAGAGGCAGUCCGUGUACCCAGGUUGAUUAAAAAGUUGUGCGAGCAUCGAAUCUCACAAGUGAUGUGUGGCAACCAACACUGCAUAGCACUUUCAAAAGAUGGUCAGCUGUUUGUAUGGGGUGAGAACUCCAGCGGUCAGCUGGGUUUAGGGAAGGGAGAGCCCAGCACUCUGUCUCCUCAAACGCUCAAAUCUCUGUGUGGGAUCCCACUGGCUCAGAUCAGCGCUGGAGGAGACCACAGCUUCGCCCUGUCGCUGUCUGGAGCCGUAUUCGGCUGGGGGAAGAACAGCGCGGGGCAGCUGGGCCUUAAUGACGAGCAAGACCGGGCUUUUCCCUGUCACAUCAAGUUCCUGCGCUCACAGAAGGUGGUGUACAUCAGCUGUGGAGAGGAGCACACCGCUGCCUUGACAAAGGAAGGGGGUCUGUUCACAUUUGGAAAUGGUUCAAGAGGACAGCUGGGCCACGAUUCCACCAGAAACGAGCCUCUUCCACGCAGAGUUAUGGAGCUCAUGGGCACUGAGGUGUCUCAGAUCGCUUGUGGGCGGCACCACACCCUGGCAUUCGUGCCCUCCACUGGUCUGGUUUACGCUUUCGGCUGCAACACUCAGGGCCAGCUGGGUACAGGCCUCAGAGGAAAUGCUAAGAGCCCACUUCCUGUCAGAAACAUCCAGCCCCUGUGCAUUGGAAAUACACACACAAAAGGCGAGUGCUACACCAUCCGUAAAAUAAACAGUGGAGGCGAUCACAAUUUCCUGUUGUUGUCUACUAAGGAGGGUUCAUCUUGUCCCGAGGAUUUCCGCAUUAUGAAUACCACCAAAAGCAUCGCUCUGAUUAAUUCUGAGAGUCUGGACAGCUGGAGGAUGAAGCUCCAUGACAACAGCGAUUCAAGCAUCACCAAGUGAGUCAUUUGGAUACUAAUUUCCACCUGCUGUUUUCACAGUGAUGACGGGCAUUUCAAAACCAACCCCAAAGUCCCAGGCAUCGAUUUCAAUGCUGUUAGGCUGCUUUUUGAGACGCUGAUGAAACCAACCUUCGCAAGACUUUUGGAUCAGGCCACGAAGAGCUUUGAGAGUCUCCUGAUCCCCCAGCUGACCUGCUCUCCUCCUGACGUGGAAGCCAUGCGGAUCUACCUGAUCCUGUCUGAAUGUCCCGCUCUCCAGGACUCCAAAAACUACAUCUCUCUCACCAUCCCUCUAGCCAUGGCCAUCCUCAGACUGGACGCCAACCCCAGCAAAGUCCUCGAUAACUGGUGGUCUCUAAUGGAUUGCGAGGUUUUUUCCAGACUAGUGGAGAUGUACAAAAGCAUUGUUGUGUUUCUGUUGACUGGCGGGAAGGCGCUCCUGAUGCCUGUGUUUCUGGAGAGCUACACCAGUGCCGCCCUUAGACUGCUGGAGAAGCUACACAAGGUCAAUCUGAAAGCCCAUCGUGUGGAAUACAACCACUUCUACAUCCCUGACAUCGCCACCCUGGUGGACAUACAGGAAGACUACCUCAAAUGGUUUCUGCGCAAAGCUGAUAUUAAAAUGCGAUACCCUCCAGUGCAGGGUUCUGUCACGUUAUGUGCCUAUCCGUUCAUAUUGAACGCACAAGCCAAGACAACCGUGCUGCAAACAGAUGCUGAGCUGCAAAUGCAGAUGGCAGUAAGCGGCGCUAACUUGCACAACGUCUUCAUGCUGUUGACUAUGGAACCUUUGCUGGCAAGAAACCCUUUCCUGGUGCUUCACGUAAGAAGGAACCACUUAGUCAGCGAUGCUCUCCGGGAGCUCACAGUCUACAAUGACGUAGACUUGAAGAAGCCGCUUAAGGUCAUCUUUGAUGGAGAGGAAGCUGUGGAUGCUGGAGGAGUCACUAAGGAGUUCUUCCUGCUCCUGCUUAAAGAGCUGAUUGAUCCGAUCUAUGGCAUGUUCACCCAAUAUUCAGAGUCCAAUCUGCUGUGGUUCUCUGAUAAAUGUUUUGUGGAGCACAAUUGGUUCCACCUGAUUGGGAUCAUCUGUGGUUUGGCCAUCUAUAACUCCACUGUAGUGGACUUGCACUUUCCUCUGGUGCUCUACAAGAAGCUUCUGAACAUUUUGCCCACACUGGAUGACCUGAAAGAGCUUUCGCCUACAGAGGGAAGGAGUCUUCAGCAGCUGCUGGAGUAUGAGGGUGAUGUGGAGGAGACCUUCUGUCUGAACUUUGCAAUUACGAGAGAGUAUUACGGGAUAACGGAGGUUAAAGAGCUGGUACAGGGCGGGAAGACCAUCGCUGUGGACAAGACAAACAGGAAGGAGUUUGUUCAGGCGUAUUUACAGUAUGUGUUCAGUGAUGCCGUACAGGAGCAGUAUUCGGCCUUCUCCAGCGGUUUCCUGAAGGUCUGUGGCGGGGAGAUUCUCUCUCUCUUCCAGCCCUCUGAGCUCAUGGCCAUGGUGGUGGGCAACAACAACUACAACUGGGAGGAGAUGGAGAAGAAUGCCUCCUACAAGGGCGAGUUCUCUGCAUCACACCCAACAGUUAAGAUGUUUUGGGAGGUGUUUCAUGAGUUUCCCUUGGAGAAAAAGAAACAGUUUUUAUUGUUUUUGACAGGCAGUGACCGCAUCCCCAUCCACGGCAUGGCCAGUCUACGCAUUGUCAUCCAAUCCACUGCUGCGGAAGAGCACUACCUUCCUGUGGCCCACACCUGCUAUAACAUGCUGGACAUGCCCUGCUACCAGACCAAAGAGACUCUGCGGCACCGGCUCACGCAAGCCGUGGAGCAGUACGAGGGUUUCAGUCUGGUCUGAGCGGGAUCUGCAGAGGUUGCUUUCUGUAUGCUGACACUGCACUUUAAACCUGUGGAGAACUGGAAAUGAACGCUGCUCUCACAUUUAUUUUACCACAGACGAGCACAUCCUGAGUCUUGUAUGAGUAAAUCUAUUAUUUUCUUAAUCUUACAGACAGACUCUGACUUGCUUGUUUGGUUGAAUCUUGAGAUGUGCACCGUUUUUUUGUUUGUUUGCUUUUUGGUUAUACAUUUUUUUUAUAUUUUUUAAAUGACACAAAUAAAUUAUAAGAUUAGGAUUGAGUUGUUGGCAAAAUAAAUUAAUUUGACGUUCUUUA
This is a messenger RNA of Sinocyclocheilus anshuiensis, 3639 nucleotides long. It is a transcript of the gene herc3, whose product is annotated as HECT and RLD domain containing E3 ubiquitin protein ligase 3. The record is from RefSeq and is a predicted model, not a curated record. NCBI's taxonomy places the organism in Eukaryota, Metazoa, Chordata, Actinopteri, Cypriniformes, Cyprinidae. Gene Ontology annotation, cellular component: cytoplasm. Gene Ontology annotation, molecular function: ubiquitin-protein transferase activity. The transcript is spliced from 24 exons.